Molecule: messenger RNA, 1179 nt
Organism: Daucus carota subsp. sativus
Lineage: Eukaryota; Viridiplantae; Streptophyta; Magnoliopsida; Apiales; Apiaceae
Product: transmembrane emp24 domain-containing protein p24delta3
Exons: 4
Coding region: 215-868 (217 amino acids)
Biological process (GO): intracellular protein transport; endoplasmic reticulum to Golgi vesicle-mediated transport; Golgi organization
Cellular component (GO): COPII-coated ER to Golgi transport vesicle; Golgi apparatus; endoplasmic reticulum
Source: RefSeq, a predicted model, not a curated record
UGGACAAAAUUAAUAGCGCGUUCAAUGCACUGGGUUUUAACAAGCGUGAACUCGUGACCGCCUCUUUUACAACGACGGACCAAAACCAAAUUAUUACACAAGUCAUCAACAACUGAACAGGAAACAGAUCUAAAAUCCUCAACUCUCCGAUCUCUCCGCCUCCGCUAAUUUCUCUACUCCUUUAUUACACCCCCAAUACAUCCGUACAAAGUUGAUGGCUACGAGAGUCAAAGCAAGAUCAGAGUUGAUACCUUACCUCGUAUUCAUAAUCUAUGUAAUCACAAGCUUUGGUGGAGCAGUUUGGCUAGAAGUACCCAGCACGGGAACUAAGUGUGUUUCUGAGGAUAUCAAGCAAAACGUCGUCGUUAUUGCCGAUUUCUCCGUCGUCAAUGAUGAUUCUAAUCCCCAUAAUACCUUUAACAUCGCUGCCAGGGUAACUUCUCCAUAUGGGAAUAAUCUCUAUCACCAAGAAAAUGUGACUCAUGGUCAAUUUGCAUUUACAACUACCGAGGCUGGAAAUUACUUGGCAUGUUUCUGGAUUGAUGAAAGCCACAAAGCAACUACUGGUGUAAGCGUUAGUCUGGACUGGAGGACUGGGAUUGCUGCAAAGGAUUGGGAGUCGGUAGCAAGAAAGGAAAAACUUGAGGGUGUUGAACUGGAGUUAAGGAAACUUGAAGGUGCAAUUGAUGCCAUCCAUCAAAAUCUGAUCUAUCUCAAGUCUAGGGAAGCAGACAUGAGGGAAGUGAGUGAAAUAACCAAUGGCAGGGUGGCUUGGUACAGUAUAAUGUCAAUCGGUGUAUGCAUUGCUGUUUCAGUUAUGCAAGUAUUUCACCUCAAGCGCUACUUCAGGAAAAAGAAGCUCAUCUAGAUCUUUUCACAGCCCCCCUAUAACAGAACCAUGCAACAUCAAGAAACUAAAGAAAUCACGCACAUCUAGAGAUUCAGGCAAUCAGACUUAACACGACCUUUUUUGUACAAUAGCCCUGUGUCUUGUCUUCGUCAUACAACUAUAUACUUCCAGAUGAGUAGACGAUAGUGAAAAAGGGGAAUCUAGUGAUUGUUUUACGCUGGACUCAUUAUAGUCAGUCUUCGUAUCUGAUUUUCUUUGUAUCUGUAUGGAUGCAUAGUAUUUUUCAAUUAUGUCAUCAUACUUCUUGGAAAGGUUUCCUUUUCAGCUUC